Messenger RNA from Triticum dicoccoides, 3018 nucleotides. Its product is annotated as BEL1-like homeodomain protein 7. The coding region runs from base 775 to 2694 and encodes 639 amino acids. Gene Ontology annotation, molecular function: DNA binding. The record is from RefSeq and is a predicted model, not a curated record. The transcript has 7 exons. Gene Ontology annotation, biological process: regulation of DNA-templated transcription. Lineage: Eukaryota; Viridiplantae; Streptophyta; Magnoliopsida; Poales; Poaceae.
CGGCGGCAGGAGCGGGAAUUCCUUGCGCAUAUUCGCUUGAUUUUGCUGCUCUGGUUCUUGCUGCUGCUUCUUCUUUGAUUCGGGGAAUUGGGUUGUCUGAUCUGAGUGGGUGCAACUGCAACCGCAACCGCAACCGCAAUCGAUCUUUUUUCUUUAUUUUUCUUUCUUUCUGUGUGGUGCUGCUGUUAUCAGCUCCAAUGAUUGGUUGGUGAGCUUUUCUUGGCUUUUGAGUGCGGCGAUAGGUAUGUGGCUAGCUGGUCUCUCUGAAUUGCGAGGGCUUCUUCUUGGUGUUUCUGUCCGGGUUCUUCAGUUCAGGAGCUGGGAGAGAUUGGGAGCCCUGGCUGUGGAUUUUAGUGCAGCCUGGAGUUUGUUUUCUUGAGGAACUGAAGGUAUUGGGGGGUUUUGGCCGCAAGUUCUUGGUUCCCCUGUUUUUGUUGCCUGAAGAAAUUAUCCCCUCUUCACCUCUUUGCUACCAGUGGAGCUGGCUUUGGAGCUUGGUUACAGUGGGAAUUCCUUCCAUCUUUGCUUGCUGAUCCUUGAAUCUUUGUUUCAUUGGAUGCCUUGAUGAAACCCAUGCUAAAUCAUCCCGAAUCAUCGGUGCACGCCCGUAUCUUCGGUGGUUGCUGCUGAGCUGGUGAAGGAGCCCCGAGGAGUCCUGCGCACGCCUCGGCCGUCAAUAAUUGAUCAGACAAGGCAGGUCAAUUAGAAUCGUGAUUGAGUUGACUUCACAAGUGGCAUGCAGUUGCUUCAUAAGUGAGCAGUCAAAGUUGUGACAUGUCUAAUUAUUACUCGAGCCCGGGUGACGAAAGGGACCCGCAAACCAUGUACUCACCAGACACGGGAAACGCAUCAUAUCCCGUGCCGUCAGCCCUGGGGAACUUGCUCUAUUCAAACAAUGCAUCUUCUGUACCAUAUACGGAAUUCAGUGGCAUUAUCCAGUCCCAGCAGAAUUUCAUGGAGCUGCAUGGCCAUCCUUCAGAACAUUCAUCAUCAAGGGAACCUCCUAACAUGGUCACCUCGCUUACAGAGCAAAGCUCCUUUGCUCCUGUCAAAGAUAUGAGGAAUGAGAUGUUAAUGCAUUUCAUGGAUGGUGCACAGAGUGGUGCUGGUGGUGGUGAUCUCAUCCACAAUGAUGCCCAUAGCAGUGCACAGCUUGAUUUCGGCUUGUUGAACAACCCCAGUUCGGCGAGUGUUCCAUUGGCACCAGGCCAAGGAUUGUCCCUGAGCCUCAACACGCAUAUCCUGGCACCUUCAUACCCAUACUGGUCCCCAAAGCCAGACUUGCUGACAACCCAAUCUUACCAGGGCGAUGAAAACGGAAUGAAGAAUAUGCAGUCGGAGGCCUCACGGGCAAUCAGGAAUUCGAAGUAUCUAAAGGCAGCACAAGAAUUGCUUGAUGAGAUUGUCAGUGUUUGGAAGAGUAUAAAGCAGAACGCGCAGAAAGACAAGGUUGAAGCAGGAAAAAUGGAUGGCAAAGAUGCCGAUGAGGUGUUGAAAAGUGAGGGGGUAUCUUCCAAUCCACAGGAGUCUACUGCCAAUGCGGAACCUGAGAUUUCUGCAGCUGAGAAACAAGAGCUCCAGAAUAAGAUGGCGAAACUUUUGGCCAUGCUGGAUGAGGUUGACCGAAAGUACAAGCAUUAUUUCCAUCAAAUGCAAAUUGUAGUGUCGUCUUUCGAUAUGAUUGCUGGGUCUGGAGCUGCCAAACCUUAUACUGCAGUUGCCCUUCAGACAAUAUCGCGGCACUUCCGAUGUCUGAAGGAUGCUAUCAACGACCAGGUUAAUGUUAUCCGAAAGAAACUGGGAGAGGAGGAUAGUUCAUCGGGCAGAGAGGGCAAGUUAACUCGCCUCCGUUACAUUGAUCAGCAGUUAAGGCAACAACGAGCUUUCCAACAGUAUGGUAUGUUACAGCAAAAUGCCUGGAGGCCACAGAGGGGACUGCCUGAAAACUCAGUUUCAAUUCUUCGUGCUUGGCUGUUUGAACACUUCCUUCACCCGUAUCCAAAAGAUUCAGAAAAGCUAAUGCUAGCGAGGCAAACUGGUUUAACAAGAAGUCAGAUUUCGAACUGGUUCAUCAAUGCCCGUGUCCGCCUAUGGAAACCGAUGAUCGAAGACAUGUAUAAAGAAGAGACCGGGGAGGCAGAGCUCGACUCAAACUCCUCCUCGGACAACUUACCAAGAAGCAAGGACAAAAUGGCGUCUUGUGAAGACAAGGAAGAUCUGAAAUGCUCCAUGAGCCAGGGCCAGGCUUACCAAACAAGUGAGUUCAAAGCCAACAUGGAGAUGGCGGGUCUCACCGGAGCGCCGCCCAGCUUCCACAGCGAGGCAAACUCCGACGACGGCUUCAUGAACCUGCUGCUGAAGGACCAAAGACCGGGCGAGGCGGACGGCGGUCUCCUCCAUGGCGACGAGAGCGCGCGGUUCAUGGCCUACCAUUUGGCGGAGCUCGGGGGAUACCAGAACAGCAACGUGUCGUUGACGCUAGGACUGCAGCACGCCGAGAACAGCCUCUCAGCUCCGAACGCUCACCGGCCAGGGUUCACGGCCGGCGGAGGGGAAGAGGAUAUCUACAACACCACCGGGGCUCAUCCCGGCGGUGGCGACGCCGUGGCCUCUUCGGACUACGAGCCGACGAACCAGCUGGAUCAACGGCAGCAGUUCGAGCCGUCGCCCCUGCUGCACGAUUUCGUGGCCUGAAUGAACUGAAACGCUCGCCGGUGAACAUUGGAGGGAGAUGAUGAUUAUUUUGUAAUUUGUAGGGCCAUGGUAAUAACGUGCCUGGAGAAGCAUGGAAAUUGUAGCUGUAGUUGCAUUUGGUAUAUAGAAGAGAGAGGGGGUAUAGCAUGAAAUGUAUUAUAAAUUUGUGGGGGUGGGGGUGGGGGUGGGGUAAAUAAUUUUUGUAAAGAUGAAUGGGAAUGGGUUAUACGUGUAAAAGGUUAUGACGGGAGACGCACCAUCCUGUAAAGAAGUUACGGUAACGAAUACUUCUGGACAGUUAUCUAUCGGGCAUAUGAAAGGUAA